This is a messenger RNA of Syzygium oleosum, 1162 nucleotides long. RefSeq names its product transcription factor MYB1-like. NCBI's taxonomy places the organism in Eukaryota, Viridiplantae, Streptophyta, Magnoliopsida, Myrtales, Myrtaceae. Bases 151 to 1065 code for a protein of 304 amino acids. The transcript has 3 exons. The record is from RefSeq and is a predicted model, not a curated record.
AGAGAGAGAGAGAGAGAGAGAGAGAGAGAGAGAGGGAGAGAGACUAAGUGCAGUAACACACCAACUUCAAGAUUCAUAUGACACAGGUCCCAGAGUUUCUCUCUCUCGCAGAACCAAUUACGUGUAUCACUCUCACUUACCAGAGAGAGAAUGGGAAGGAGCCCAUGCUGCGCGAAGGAAGGAGUGAACAGAGGAGCAUGGACAGCAAUGGAGGACAAGAUUCUGACUGGCUACAUCAAAGCGAACGGUGAAGGCAAAUGGAGAAACCUUCCCAAGAAAGCAGGUCUGAGGAGAUGUGGGAAGAGUUGCAGGUUGAGGUGGUUGAAUUAUCUGAGGCCCGACAUAAAGAGAGGGAACAUCACUCUUGACGAAGAAGAGCUCAUCAUCCGGCUUCACAAUCUCCUGGGAAACAGAUGGUCCUUGAUCGCGGGGAGGCUUCCGGGACGGACGGACAAUGAAAUAAAGAAUUACUGGAACACCACCAUCGGAAAGAAACUACAAUCCAGCUCGAGCCGCUCGGGCUUUGUUUCCGCUCGCCCGUCGUUGUCUUCAUCCCAAGGAAGCCCCAAGUUGGCCCUCGAAAAGCCGACCAUUGAUGACACUCUCGUGCCCGUGGAACCGUGUGUUUCUCGUGCCACGGCACCAAGAUGCCCAAAAGCGCUUCUCUCUCCCGGAUCCUGUCAAGAUAGAGAAGCACAAGCACCUGACAUGGUGGACGACAAAGAUCAAAGCUCGGACCGCCAUGAAGAUCGAGUUGCAACAGCUCAGUCAUCAGAUGGAAAUUCAAAUGUCUCGUGCAAUUUCAUGGCAGAUUUCGAGCUGGACGCGAACUUCCUGGAAGCUUUCUUGGAGUCUGAACUCGCCACUAAUACUCAGCAGUCGUGUUUCCUUAAUGGCGGAUUAGAUGAUAGCGACAACACAGCAUGGCCGUCGUCGACAUCGACACAGAACUCCGGAGGAACCCUAGCAUUCUUCAAUCCUGGAGGGACGAUACUGAGCGAACCAGACUUGCAAUGCGUGGCAUCCUUACUCGAGAACGAGGUUGACUGGCUUCAUCAUGACUAGCUAAAGAGCUCUAGGAGUUGACUACGUAAAACAUACUGACCUACUACUGUAUGAAUAAUUUGUGAAUAAUGUAUGAAUAGCUCUCUUCUUCCGGUUC